CUCCUCAACUCUAAGAAAGAAAAUUCGCUUACUUGACUACACCUAUCACCUCAUCAUCCAAAAUGUCUACUGAAUCUGCUCAAAGGACUGUUCCUGGUGCACCGCCUCCGGCCCCUUUGUCUAAAGCUCAGAAGAAAAAGCGUCGGGUCGUCAAGAAGGAAGGCGAGAGCGAGCCAAACACUCCGGCGCCACCAAAUGUAGUUCUCCCCGAUGCACACGCCGCUGCGUUGACUGAAAAGGCGCCGGAGGAAAAGGACGUCAAAAGCGGCGCCGUCGCUGACGAACUUGUCGCUCAUCCUGAGGCGCCGAAAUCGGAUGCGGGUGACGGCGCUAGUGGGUCGAAACCGAGCCCGGUCGUUGAUCUGCUCAACAAGAGGCUGAAGGCGAUUGGCAAGAAAAUAACUCGCAUACAUGCGUACUCGAGUAAACCUACAUCGGAAUUAAACGAUGAUCAGAAGAAGACACUUGCUACUCUACCUUCGUUGGAAGCUGUCCGUAAAGAGCUCGAGGAAACAAAGAAAGCUGUCGAAACCCUCGAGGCGGACCAAGUAAAAGAAGCUGCUGCUGCGCAAGCUGCGGCUGAACAGGCGGAGAGACAACGAGUAGCAGACUCUGUCGCCGCAGCACAGAGGGAGCAUGUAGAGCGUACCGCUCAAAUUCUGGACAUUAUUCGACUACAGUCACUCCUGUCGAAUGCCGACCCUACUGUACAGGCUCUCAAUCUCAUGGAAGCAGAGAUAAACGCUAUUUAUGCAGCCGUAAAUGCUCUACUGGCUCAAGAGGCCGAAUCGAAGCAGCCAGUACUCCAGGGACUUCUGCUCGGCGAAGGUGAUGUGGAAGGCGUCUCCUUUGACCGUUUCUUUGAGAUAUUGGAUGCAUAUUCACAACCGACAGUCCAGGAAGAGGCAGAGGCAGAGGCCGAAGCUAUUGCAGAAGCAGUCGUUGAAGCUAUUGUGGAGGCGGAGGCAGAGGCAGAGGCAGAGGCAGAGGCAGAGGCAGAGGCAGAGGCAGAGGCAGAGGCAGAAGCAGCUGAGCCAGAGAUUGAAGAAAGUGUUAUUCAACCCGUUCUUAUCGGGAUUCCUGGUGCAUCUGGAGGCACGACCUUCCGUUUUGUGCAGGACAGUGAGCUAGACGCAGAUGCAGUCUCAUUUGAAAAUGGCACAGAAUGGGUUGAGAAGGAAGAAGCUCCUAAAGAACCUGUUGAAGUAACAGUUUCGGUUGAAGUGAAACAGACCAUUGUUCCGGAUGAAGCUGUCGAGGCACGAAUGCCCGAGCAGGCCGGUAAUGGAGGCCUGAACUGGGCUGAGGCUGAAGACGAAGGGGAAUUACCUUCGAUUGAUGGCCUGCACGCGACCUUCGGAACUUCAGGUUCUGGAACUCCCGCCCCUGCUCCGGCUGAAUCUCAGAAGGGAUCGGCAAGGGGUCCCGCUCCGGAAGGCGAGGCUGGGGCUACUGCUCCUCCCAAUGGCCAUACGCAUGCGAGCGCAACCGACGAUGAUGGGUUCACGCAAGCGCGAGGCGGUCGUGCUCGAGGACGUCCACGAGGAUUCAGAGGUGGCGAACGCGGCGCAUACCACCGGGGCGGUGACAGAGGUGGCUUCAGGGGUGGACGAGGCUAUCGUGGUCGACCCAACCAAGGAAGUGAGAGCGGAAACUGGAGGGAGGGUGAUCAACGAGGUCGUGCCCGUGUUCGCGGACGGGGUGGAUUUGACCGUGGCGCACGCGGCGUUAGAACAGGUGGUAACGAAGAGUGAUCGGGAUCUGUCUAAAAUUGGCGAAUGUUAGCCUCUGCUGACGCCAUUUUCCUCCAUCUAUUUUCCUUUGUCCCUGCAUCUUGUUUCUUGCUGUAUGAUUGCAACUGUUUUACUUCUAUUAUUUAAUGCUAUUUCUCUUUUCU
Molecule: messenger RNA, 1897 nt
Organism: Fomitiporia mediterranea MF3/22
Lineage: Eukaryota; Fungi; Basidiomycota; Agaricomycetes; Hymenochaetales; Hymenochaetaceae
Exons: 8
Coding region: 63-1754 (563 amino acids)
Source: RefSeq, a predicted model, not a curated record